AUGUCCUACCCGCAGGGCUACCUGUACCAGGCGCCCGGCUCGCUGGCGCUGUACUCGUGCCCGGCGUACGGCGCGUCGGCCCUGGCGGCGCCGCGGAGCGAGGAGCUGGCGCGCUCGGCGUCGGGCUCCGCGUUCAGCCCUUACCCGGGCUCGGCGGCCUUCACGGCGCAGGCGGCCACCGGCUUCGGCAGCCCGCUGCAGUACUCGGCCGACGCCGCCGCCGCCGCCGCCGGCUUCCCGUCCUACAUGGGCGCGCCCUACGACGCGCACACGACCGGGAUGACUGGCGCCAUCAGCUACCACCCGUAUGGCAGCGCGGCCUACCCGUACCAGCUCAACGACCCCGCGUACCGCAAGAACGCCACGCGGGACGCCACGGCCACGCUCAAGGCCUGGCUCAACGAGCACCGCAAGAACCCCUACCCCACCAAGGGCGAGAAGAUCAUGCUGGCCAUCAUCACCAAGAUGACCCUCACGCAGGUCUCCACCUGGUUCGCCAACGCGCGCCGGCGCCUCAAGAAGGAGAACAAGAUGACGUGGGCCCCGAGGAACAAAAGCGAGGAUGAGGACGAGGAGGAGGGGGACGCGGCCAGGGGCAAGGAGAGCCUGGAGAAAGCGCAGGAGGGCACUGAGACCUCCGCGGAGGACGAAGGGAUCAGCCUGCACGUGGACUCGCUCACGGAUCACUCCUGCUCUGCGGAGUCGGACGGGGAGAAGCUGCCUUGCCGCGCCGGGGACCCCUUGUGCGAAUCGGGCUCAGAGUGCAAGGACAAGUACGACGACCUGGAGGACGACGAGGAGGAUGAGGAGGAGGAGGAGGGAGAGCGGGACCUGGCGCCAUCCAAAGCCGUGACCUCGUCACCGCUCACCGGCGUGGAGGCGCCUUUGCUGAGCCCCCCGCCCGAGGCCGCGCCCCGAGGUGGCGGCGGCAGCGGCGGUGGUGGCAAGACCCCCCUGGGCAACCGGACGUCGCCGGGCGCGCCGCCGCCCGCCAGCAAGCCCAAGCUGUGGUCUCUGGCCGAGAUCGCCACGUCGGACCUCAAGCAGCCGAGCGCGGGUCCUGGCUGCGCGCCGCCAGGGCUGCCCACGGCCGCAGCGCCGGCCUCGUCGGGGGCGCCGCCCGGAGGCUCUCCCUACCCCGCGUCCCCACUGCUCGGCCGCCACCUCUACUACACGUCGCCCUUCUAUGGCAACUACACAAACUACGGGAACUUGAACGCCGCGCUGCAGGGCCAGGGGCUCCUGCGGUACAACGCGGCGGCCUCGGGCCCCGGAGAGGCUCUGCACGCGGCGCCCAAGGCGGCCAGCGACGCGGGCAAGGCAGGCGCGCACCCGCUGGAGCCCCAUUACCGGCCCCCGGGCGGCAGCUAUGAGCCCAAGAAAGAUGCCAGUGAGGGCUGCACCGUGGUUGGUGGGGGCAUCCAGUCCUACCUAUAG
Molecule: messenger RNA, 1437 nt
Organism: Pipistrellus nathusii (Nathusius's pipistrelle)
Lineage: Eukaryota; Metazoa; Chordata; Mammalia; Chiroptera; Vespertilionidae
Source: the annotation of a GenBank genome assembly